AUGCAAGAUUACUUACUCUUGAUCUUGCACACUAUGCAUACAUCAAAUUUUAACUACCUACCUUUGAAAGACAUGAAUAUUAGAGCUUACACCUAUAUUCACUCCUACAAAAUUCAUUGUGAUUCUAGGAAUAUAUUGCACAUUAUUUCUCUUGUCUUUAGUGCAUAAAAUAUUUCAUAUUGAAAAAUUCUGAUUUAAAAUUUCAAGUUAAUAAUAUAAUUGUUUUAAUCCCAUCUUUGAACUAGCAAUAGCGAUUAAUUCGAUUAAAGAUAAGUGAAGAGUUAGGCAAUGAUAUGACACCAUGCAAUUCUGAAUCACUGCUCGUCAUGAACCAAUACAUCUUAAAGGAUCUAAAUUACGAAAAUCAAGACUAUGACCAACUAAAAGAUGCUUUGCAUAAAGACAGCCAAAGCCCAAUGCUAAAUAUUCUUUUUGCUCACAUGAAUAUCCUUAUGGAGGCUGAAAAUUCAAGAGAAACAGUUAAUAAUCUCCUUUCAACAUUGACAAAUUUCAAUCCAAGAGAAGAGCUUUGGAAGGAGGCAUUAAGGGCAUUAGUGAAUCAUGGAAUGUGCGCUGCCAUUCCUAUCAUCCAUAGAAUUGUUCAGCAAUAUCCAAAAGACUAUUUAGCUGUAAGAUAUGGAAUAUCUCUUGGGCUGCUUUCAGGAGAAAAGUCAAGCAUGCUUUUAAUUGUAGAGUCAUUAAAGCAAGAUAAUAGCUACCUUGAAUCCCCAGAGUGUUGCAGCUUUAUCAGCUUUGCAUACGUAGAAAACGGUGACCUUAGCCAAGCCGAGAUAUUCGCGAAAAGAGCAUUACAGCUAAACCCUCACAAUGCAUGGGCCCAGCACAACCUUUGCCAUGCAUAUGCAGGGAAUAACCAAUUUGAGCUUGGAAAAAGAGUUUUAGAAAACCGGUCAGACGAUUGAAAAGGAGACUUCAUUUAUACUCACAAUUUCUGGCAUCUAGCAGCUUUUCAUAUAUUUUUGAAAGAAUAUUCCGAAGCUGAGCAGCUGUUUGCUACCCAUAUUAUAGGAAAAAAUUGGUGGGUACCAAUAAAUAUGAUAAAUAUCUUGGCAAUGCUUUUGUACUUGGAUCAUUCGAGAAGAAAUUUACAACAAUUUUUUACUGAGAAAUUUAGAGAAACUAUUCAAGAUAAAAGAAUGCAAGGAAAUACCCCUAUAUUGGAUGCUAUGAUUGUAUGGGCUUUAGCUAAAGUGGGAGAGCAAGAUAAAGCAGCAAAAUUAAAAGAUAGCUUAAAUGGGGUAGCAAAAUCGGCAGCAGAAGCUCUGCUGCAUUAUGCAUCGAAUAAUCUGGUAGAAGCACAAAGGAUUGUGAAUGAGAAUUAUAAUGAAAUGCAUUUCUUGGGAGGCAGCAUUGAACAAAUUCAAGUUAUAACAGAUUGUUUAUCAAUUACAAGAGGCAGCAUUUUUAAUUUUUUGGAAUAA
Messenger RNA from Blepharisma stoltei, 1442 nucleotides. The record is from the annotation of a GenBank genome assembly. NCBI's taxonomy places the organism in Eukaryota, Ciliophora, Heterotrichea, Heterotrichida, Blepharismidae.